AGCUGGAGGCUGCGGACGCAGGCCAGCUGAAUCCCAGCAGCCGCCGCGGAGACAUCAUGAGGCCCCUGAUGACCCUCGCCCUGCUGGCCCUGGCCGUCCUCUGCCUCGCUGGCCAGGCAGGUGCAAAGCCCAGCCGUGCAGAGUCCGGCCGAGGAGCAGCCUUCGUGUCCAGGCAGGAGGGCAGUGAGGUGGUCAAGAGACCCCGUCGCUACGUGGACCCGGGGCUGGGAGCCCCAGGCCCCUACCCGGACCCCCUGGAGCCCAAGAGGGAGGUGUGCGAGCUCAACCCCGACUGCGACGAGCUGGCAGACCACAUCGGCUUCCAGGAGGCCUACGCGCGUUUCUACGGAACCGCCUAGAGCCUGCCGCCCGCCCUGCCGCCUGCCCACGGGCGCCCGCCGCCUCCCCGCGCCCUCACCCCUGCCCUACCCGUGUGGGGUCCCCACCGGCCCAGCUGCUCCAGAAUAAAUCCAGAAGAGGAA
This is a messenger RNA of Rhinolophus ferrumequinum (greater horseshoe bat), 482 nucleotides long. It is a transcript of the gene BGLAP, whose product is annotated as bone gamma-carboxyglutamate protein. The transcript has 4 exons. The record is from RefSeq and is a predicted model, not a curated record. The coding region runs from base 57 to 359 and encodes 100 amino acids. Gene Ontology annotation, molecular function: calcium ion binding; hydroxyapatite binding; structural constituent of bone. Lineage: Eukaryota; Metazoa; Chordata; Mammalia; Chiroptera; Rhinolophidae. Gene Ontology annotation, biological process: regulation of bone mineralization; response to vitamin K; bone development. Gene Ontology annotation, cellular component: extracellular region.